Molecule: messenger RNA, 3191 nt
Organism: Oldenlandia corymbosa var. corymbosa
Lineage: Eukaryota; Viridiplantae; Streptophyta; Magnoliopsida; Gentianales; Rubiaceae
Source: the annotation of a GenBank genome assembly
CUCCCCUAACCUCAAAUGUCUCGACAAUAGCCAUCCCAUUCAACUCUCAACACUUUUCCUUUUCCACGAAAAGCUACAAGAAGAAGAGAUCAAGAUUCACUCUUUCCUUCUUUGCAUUUUACUUUUUGUGAACUCAAAACUUCAGCAUCAAUCUAUGCUUUCAUUUCUUUGAUUUUUCAUUUUUCUUUUUUUUCUUUUUUCUCUCCUCCUCCUUUUGCCAGCUUCUUCUUCUUCUUCUCUCACUUUCAUGGUCUCUUUUUUUCGGUUUUUCCCUCUAUGGAAGUUUGAAACCAAAACAAAAAAACAGAGCCCCCCACUUUAGGGAAUUAAUUUUGCACGCAAAUUAAUCAUCAUCAUCACCAUUUCCAACGAAAACUUAAUCAAAGUUGCAAAAUUUAUCAACAGGGUACGUUCAAUUCUCCUUGGUUUUUGCUCUUUUGUUUCUUUUUUUUUUUCCUUGACUGAUGUAAAAUAAAGCUUCUCUCUUUAGAACAAUCUUUGACAGUUAUUCUUCUUCUCUUCCUUUAUCCUCCUCAAUUUCAUCAAACAAAAAAAAAAAAAAAAAGAAAGGUGGAUGAUGGUGAUGUUUUGUGGGUUUGCUUUAGAUCUGCAGAUGUUUCAAAAGUAGUAAGAAAUCUCAUCAUGAUUUGUUGUACUUGUUAUUCUUGAUAAAGGGUAUUGGAAUAUAUGAGUAUUCAGUCAUUGUUCUGUCAGCAGUAAGGAGAUACAGUGUGAAAUUAGGACUGUUUUAUUCAGACAGAGGAUAUAAUAAUGCAGAGGAAAAAACACUUGAAUGUGGAUGGAGGAAUUGGAGGGCAGUGCAAGAUCAGAAAAAGAGGAAGUUCUUCAUCAUCAUCAUCUUUGUUGGUUCGAAAUUAUCGAUUGAAAAGGGCAAUUUUGGUGGGGAAGAAAGCAGGGUCAAGCACCCCUGUUCCAAUGUGGAAGAUGAAUGUUUCAAGAUCACCGUCACUUAAAAAUGACAAGAAUAUGGUGGUUACAGCUAAGGGAGGUGAAGUAGUGGGGAAAGAAUUAGUCGUUUCUGCUCGAAAACUGGCUGCUACUCUUUGGGAGAUCAAUGGAGUUUCUACUGCCAAAGUGAAAAAUAAGUUGGAAAGUAGUAGAAAGGCUCAUGAAGUAGAAGGGGUUAGAAAGGAUAAGAAUUUGAAAUCAUCAUCCAAAGUUGCUUCAAUGGCAUUGUAUUGCUCAGGUCCCUCUUUUAGUCCUUUAUCUGAGGUGGGGUGCAAUUUUUUCCUUGACAGGAUUGUGAUUUUUGGAUUGAACAGUGUCAGAGACUCAUGAACAGUGUUACAUUUUUUUAGUCUUGUGAAUGAAUCAGUUUAACUCUUUUAUGCUUCUGAUGUUCAUUGUUUAACUUGCAGAAAAUGGAUCAGCUUCAAGGGGGUUCUCACAGAAGUAGAGCUUCAAAUGGUUCUCAGAAGCUUCUGCCUUCUUCUGACUGCAAUUUUCCUGGUUUUGCCUCAUUUCACAAUGCUGGCUUUGUGGAGGUUGAUCAGAGUCAUGGAUGCACUCCCCGUGGAAACAAAGUUAAGCAUCGGUUGAAGGAAUUGCGAGGCGCUCUCACCACUUCGAAAGAGCUGUUGAAAGUACUGAACAACAUCUCGCGUCUUGAAGAACAACCACCUACAAGCUUGUCCCUUGUUUCGGCCUUGAAAAUUGAGAUUGAUCGAGCGUGUGUUCAGGUUAACAAGUUGAUUCAUGAACACAAAUCGAAUCAGCACGAGAUUGAUUUCCUACUGCAGCAAUUUGAAGAGGAAAAGGCUGCAUGGAAAGUGAGAGAGAAAGAACGCAUUCGUGGUGCUAUUAGUUCAAUAGCAGGGGAGCUUGAGAUUGAGAGGAAGCUGAAGGGCCAAAGUGAGAGGCUGAACAAAAAGCUAGGAAAGGAAUUGGCAGAUAAAAAAGCAUCUCUGUCGAAAGCUACUAAGGAACUUGAGAGAGAGAAGAAAGCAAGAGAGAUUCUGGAGCAAGUAUGUGAUGAAUUAGCCCAAGGAAUCGGGGAAGACAGAGCUAUUGUGGCUGAACUCACAAGGGAGUCUGCAAAAGUUCGCGAGGAGGUGGAGAAAGAGCGGGAAAUGCUUCACCUUGCAGAUGUAUUGCGCGAAGAACGGGUUCAAAUGAAACUUUUAGAAGCCAAGUAUCAGUUUGAAGAGAAAAACGCGGUUGUUGAUGAACUGAAGAACGAGCUUGAGGCUUACUUAAAAAGUAAAGUAGACAGAGGAGAGCAAGAGAAUGGCUCUCCAAACUAUGAAAGAAUAAAGGAACUUGAGAAAUACUUAAGAGAGACACUUCCAGUCCCUACUCAUCACUAUCAUGAUCAAGAAAAGAAUGCUGGAGAAAUUGUUUUCAAAGAGAAUCAAGGGGAAGCAGAAGACUCGCCCGACAGUGAUCUCCACUCCAUCGAAUUAAACAUGGAUGAUCACAGCAAGAGCUUCAGAUGGAAUGAUGUUUAUCAAGUUGAAACGAACAAAACGGCAAUGAAUGGCAAAAUUAAAGGCAGGAAGUCAACUAGCUCCGAAAAGAGGCAAAGGAAAAGCAUUUCCAUUGAGAGGCAAACUUCAGAUGGUAUAGAGUGGGAAUUUUCGCCCGCUGCGAGACAACUACCUUCAGAUGUGUAUACUGGAAGCAGUAAAGUUUUCGAUUUUCCUUCCAAAGAUUGGAAAAGGGAAUGCGAGGAUGAAAUUGAGAGGUACAACAUGAUCAAGAAUCUCAGAGAUAACAUAGUUUCUGGUUCCAAAAUAGCUUCAUUCCAUGAAGCUUCUAGUCCAAAAGGGAACUGGGAUCAACACAAUUCGGCUUCUCAGGAUCUUUCAAAAGUGGUACGUGAAGCAUUUGGAGUAUUGCAGGAAGCAAUUUGAUGCAAGAAGGAGCUUGACAUCUUGUUGCAGUUACUCUGUCAAUGUCAAAAAAAAAUGUCAUCUUUUUUUUUUUUUUCUUUCUUUUUUACUGUCUGCACUGUUUUAAACAGUUGCAGUAAAAUACUUCAUAUAUAGAGAUGGACAGAUCGUUCAAAAUGGUGUCUGCAUUUGUCUAAGUGAGUUGUUAGAUAUGAGGGAUCAAUCUUGAAUGGUAAAAGAGUAAAUGUACAAAAGUUUUUCUUUUUACUUUUAUUGCUGAUAAAGAUGUUGAAAAUUUACUGAUUGUGAAUAAGUACGAGUUCAAUAAUACUCUCCCGU